UUGGAGGGGAAUAGAAAUAAACAAUGAGGCUUUUCCCAACCAAAUUGUAUUCAAGCUAUUGACACAUAGCUACAGAAAUUGUUUUUAAAAAACUAAACUGUAAAUUUUUUAUUGAAAAUGUACGCAAGUGGGCAGGUGGCAAGAGCGCUAAGACACUGUAGUCCGCUCAUAAGGCAGUUCCUGUCUCAGAAGCCACUAAUGCGGACGACGAUACCCUCAGAGAUGUCUGUUCGGAUGAUGGCCACCAAGGAGUCGAAGGAAGUAGGCAAAGGAAGUGAAGCAAACAAAGCAGGUGGCGGAAGCGGAAAAAAUGGACCUGCUAUUGUAGCUCCAGAUGGUAGUGUCAUGGCAUCUCCCGUCACCCUGAAAGUUAUUCCAGCCCGGGAUCCACCGAAAUUGGGCUACGACGAUCGCAAUAUGAUGCGGGGCCGGGAGUUAUCGCCGCAUUUGAGUAUAUAUAAGCUACAGUUGACAUCUGGGCUGUCAAUAUGCCUUCGAAUUAGUGGCUUUGUGCUGGGGGUGUUCGUUUGGGCAUUGGGAAUAUCCGGACUUAUAUGCCAGGGUAAUAUGGAAGAAUUUUUGACUAAGGUCCAGGACUGUGAUUGUGAUACACUUCGGACAUUAACAAAGGUGAUGGUGGCUAUACCCUUCGCUUAUCAUAUGGUCGCAGGAACGCGCCACUUGAUCUGGUAUCUGAACUUGUUUACCUCGAUUCCGGAAGUAUACGCCACUGGAUAUGUAGCCAUUUUAUUAGCUAUUGUAGUGGCCGUUGGUUUAGUGAAUGCCAAAUCUUCCGAGCCAGAGCCUAAGGUUGUAGACCUUUCAAAAGGGAAAAAAGGCCAGAAGGCGGAUCCAAAGAAGAAUGCAAAGCCCGAUCCAAAGAAGCCUGACCCGAAAGCUAAAGCCGCCCCAAAAGCUAAAGCCGACCCAAAGAAAGACCCCAAAAAGGGAGAUUCCAAAUAGGAAUACUAAGCCAUAAAUGAUAAUCUAUAUCUAAUAUAGUUUUUAUAUUUUGUAUUUGACUGGGAAUUCGGAUAUCCUUAAAAAAUUUAUUGUAUUAUAAUUUUGUGAAAUACAUAUAUUUUGCUUAUAUUUUUCCUUUGACGAAAAACGAU
Molecule: messenger RNA, 1115 nt
Organism: Drosophila ananassae
Lineage: Eukaryota; Metazoa; Arthropoda; Insecta; Diptera; Drosophilidae
Gene: SdhCL
Exons: 2
Coding region: 118-963 (281 amino acids)
Biological process (GO): mitochondrial electron transport, succinate to ubiquinone; tricarboxylic acid cycle
Cellular component (GO): membrane
Molecular function (GO): succinate dehydrogenase activity; electron transfer activity
Source: RefSeq, a predicted model, not a curated record